GACUCCUGUGACAUUUGGCAUAAACUUUGACGCAGUCAUGUCGGAUUUAGAGGAAAUAAACCACAUUUAUUUGCUCAACAUAGAAUAUUUAGUUUCAAUCCCACUUCCUCUUUCUUCCAAUGUAUAUUCCAAACCGGUUCAGUUGUUUUGUAACUGCAGCUGAUUACUCAGCCGUGGAAAAUAACAUGAAGGUGUACUUCCCAUGACCACACCUCCUGAAAAAGCAGGCUCUUUGAUAAGGCGGCUGCACCCUCUGCUGCUAGUCAGUCAGAACAACUGAAGGCAACAGGCAUCAAGUCAUGGAGCAAAAUGUGAAGAUAGUGUCAAGGGCACAGUGGCAAGCAGCUCCACCUAAACAGAGGGAGAGACUGAAGAGCCUGGCCCGAAGAGUUGUCAUACACCACACUGCAACCCCAAGCUGCCGCGGCCUGAAGAAGUGUAAGGAGCAGAUCUUCAGCAUACAGAGAGGUCACAUGACAGAGAGAGGCUUCAGUGACAUUGGAUAUAAUUUUCUCGUUGAAGGAGGAGGCAUCGUGUUCGAGGGCCGUGGUUGGGGUGUAGUGGGGGCACAUUCCAAAGGCAACAAUCAUGACUCCCUGGGCAUUGCCUUCAUAGGCAAUUUCAACAAGGAUGCACCAAGCAAAGAGGCGAUACUGUCCGUCAAACAGCUUUUGCAAUCUGGAGUUUCCCAGGGCUUUUUAUGUAAAGAGUUUUCUCUGUUAGGACACAGAGACCUGGGUGACACAGAAUGUCCAGGAGAGAACCUUUAUUCUGCACUACCAAAUCUGAGGGGAACAACAUGAAUCCUGCUGGCCGUGUUGGAGGAGGAUUCUUUCUGGUAUGAAAAAGAGAUUCUUGGAUGAAGCACGGGCUCUUUUUUUUUUCAGUCUUCAAUUGUAAAAGAGAGCGUUUUCACACAGAUUUCACAAUGAAAUGGCUGCCUUUUUCUCUCAGAGGAAGUCAUCAGAUUCUGGGUUUAUUGCCAAGUAGGUUUACACAUACAAGGAAGUUGCUGUGGUAUGUUUGUGCUUAUGUAUAAAUAUAAAAAUAUAGUAUAAUAGAUUUAAAAAAUAGAUUAUAUAUUUGAAAAACUAAAACUAGAUAUAUUUGUAAAAUGAACAUUGAGACCCAAAGCCUCUCCCUGUCAAGGACAAAAUGUUGACAAACAAUUUUUAAAUUAUGGUGUACGACACAUUUUACAUUAGAAAUACUUUGUUUUAUAUUGUUAUCAGAGGAAUGUGGUGCAAAAUAAACAUUUCCUUGAAUUUAACCCAUUCUGAUAACCAGCUUUUAGAAAUAAGUACCAGUUGCAAAUCCAGGGCCACAGCUGUGGGCACAUCCUCAUGGAUUGCGAUUUGUGGAUCGCAUGUCGGAGGCUGCGGUGGUGGAUCCAGUGUGGUGGAUUCUAUGUUGUGCCAGCUGAUCGUAGUGGGAAUGACGGAUCCUUUGUCGCGUUGGAGUGAGAUAAUGGUGGUGGACCACGACAGCAAGAUCACGACAGAGGUGAUCUUGCUGGCUGCUGACCAUAGACUAUGAUUCCAGCAGGACUACAUGAUAUAUAGAAUUGAAGCUAUCCUUCAAAAAUGUUUACCCUCAUCAAUCCUGCUAAAAUCUUUAAUCUUGAUGAUGUUUUUCUACACUUGACAUCUAUCGCACGUCUGUCCAUCCUGGGAGAGGGAUCCCUCACAUGUGGCUCUAUCUGAGGUUUCUAUGUAUUUUUACCCUGUUAAAAGUUUUUUUUGUAGUUUUUCCUUACUCUUGCUGAGGGUUAAGGACAGAGGAUGUCUCACCAUGUUAAAGCCCUAUGAGACAAAUUGUGAUAUGUGAAUAUGGUCUAUACAAAUAAAAUUUGAUUGAUUGAUAUUCUGAUUGUUUAAUUAAUUGAUUAAACUAAUUCAGUUUGCGUUGUAAACCUGCAUAUUUGGGAUGGGCUUUUUUCCUGGUCUGUAUUAAUGCUGUGUAGCUACAUCAUGAUUAUUUGUCAUUACUGAUUCACUUUUUAAUUGUGUGCUCGACCCUGUGUGCAGAGCUUUUUAUAAACCUUAACACAAACCUUAGACCCCAGCCUGUCCACUGCGAGCUACCCUCUUAACAAAAUCCUGACUGUUUGCUGUCCUGGCUCCUAAGUGGUUGUGCGAGCUCCCCAAUGAUAUCAGGAUUUUGUUUGAGUAGCGAUUUAGUAGCACUUAUCUGUAGCACUUUGUAGUGUGGCUUUAUUGAAUUGUACUUUUUUGAUUCUUGUUCUGUGUUUGUACCCUCAUGGUUGAAUGUACUUAUUGUAAGUCGCUUUGGAUAAAAGUGUCAGCUAAAUAAAAUUGAAUGUGCCUGGUUUAUCUGUAA
Molecule: messenger RNA, 2340 nt
Organism: Pleuronectes platessa (European plaice)
Lineage: Eukaryota; Metazoa; Chordata; Actinopteri; Pleuronectiformes; Pleuronectidae
Gene: pglyrp5
Product: peptidoglycan recognition protein 5
Exons: 4
Coding region: 300-803 (167 amino acids)
Biological process (GO): peptidoglycan catabolic process
Molecular function (GO): N-acetylmuramoyl-L-alanine amidase activity; zinc ion binding
Source: RefSeq, a predicted model, not a curated record